AUAAAGGAGAGGGGAAAAGCCAAAAAGCAUAAUACCACCUCUUUAACUGUGAAGGGCGAAACAAGUAGCUAGAAAUGAGCUUUGAUGUCAUCAACAGGUCCAUGCUGAUGACAGCAUGCGAUCUGGGUGCCGUCACUCGUCCUUGGAAGAUAUCCAAACAGGUCGCAGAGCUGGUGACGAGUGAAUUCUUUGAACAAGGGGACAGAGAGAGGUCUGAGCUUAAGUUGACCCCAGCGGCCAUAUUUGACCGUAAUCGCAAAGAUGAACUACCUGCCUUACAGCUGGAGUGGAUAGAUGGGAUAUGUAAACCCCUUUACCAGGCACUGCUGAAGCUAAACAGGAAGUUGCAGCCAAUGCUUGAUGGGAUCGACGCCAAUCGAAAUAAAUGGCAGCACCUCUGCUCAUCCUAUCAGCAGACACGCAGAGCCUCAGUGUCAAGUCAGAGUGUUGAAUUAGAUGAGCAUCCUGAGUCCCAUGAGGACGCAGAAUCUAAUCCAUACCCCGACUCCACAGAUACUCUGAAGCCAGUUGAAAGCACCAAGUUUGGGUCAUUGUCUAAGUGCAGUCAGGAUCUGAGGUGCAGAGAGAACAAAGGUUCCUGUGAUGAUAAACUGGCAAUAUAACCUCUACAGGGAAGAUGUAAGUAAGUGUUAAGUGUUGGGACUCUUCCUAUACCAUGUGAUUUUGUAACACAAAAAUAAUUUUUAAAAAUCUGGGUAAAUGAAAUCCAGUUUUCAUCUGCUGAGCACAUUGCUUCUCCCAAGUGUCACUGUGUUAAACUCAGGAGCUUGAAUAAUUCCAGUUGGUCAAACUCUAUUUUAAGGACAGUUCCCCUUCGAGGGAACUCGAACUGCGUCUGUGACGACACUAUGGGAACCCCUUUGGGCGUGGCAGGGCUGAAUUAUGAAUGAAACU
Messenger RNA from Micropterus salmoides (largemouth bass), 915 nucleotides. Its product is annotated as dual 3',5'-cyclic-AMP and -GMP phosphodiesterase 11A-like. NCBI's taxonomy places the organism in Eukaryota, Metazoa, Chordata, Actinopteri, Centrarchiformes, Centrarchidae. The coding region runs from base 75 to 623 and encodes 182 amino acids. The transcript has 4 exons. Gene Ontology annotation, molecular function: 3',5'-cyclic-nucleotide phosphodiesterase activity. The record is from RefSeq and is a predicted model, not a curated record. Gene Ontology annotation, biological process: signal transduction.